Messenger RNA from Cladophialophora carrionii CBS 160.54, 993 nucleotides. RefSeq lists its product as uncharacterized. Gene Ontology annotation, molecular function: oxidoreductase activity, acting on the CH-OH group of donors, NAD or NADP as acceptor. Gene Ontology annotation, cellular component: cytoplasm. The transcript is spliced from 5 exons. The coding region runs from base 1 to 993 and encodes 330 amino acids. NCBI's taxonomy places the organism in Eukaryota, Fungi, Ascomycota, Eurotiomycetes, Chaetothyriales, Herpotrichiellaceae. The record is from RefSeq and is a predicted model, not a curated record.
AUGGCAGAAAUCCAAAUCGACCAACCCACGCUCGACUCCGUCCGAGGCAAAGUCGUGGUCAUAGCCGGCGGCGCCCAAGGCAUCGGCGCAGCGACAGUGUCGCAACUGUACACCUCCGGGGCGCACGUCUUCUUCGGCGACUGGGACGAGAAGAAGGGUUCGAACCUGGCUGACGAAUUGCGCGCGUCGGCAUCAACCUCGGCCGGCAGCGUGACGUAUCUAAAGGUCAAUGUGCGGGAGUAUCAGUCUCUGCUCUCGUUAUUCGACGCCGCGUACAAUCAGCACGGACACGUCGACAUGGCGAUUUGCUGUGCUGCUGUGACAGAGCGGCCUGGGUACUGGGAGCCGGAACUGCUAAACUUGGAGAGCGUGAGGGAGACACCGACCGGCAUCGCCGACGUCAUCGACAUCAACCUGAACGGCACGCUGUAUUUCGCGCGCCUGGCCGUCGCGUACCUCAAGGAGAAACAUACCUUCGACAGAGCGUCCACAUCGGCCGAAUCGAUCAAUUCUUCGAAAUGCAUCACGCUGGUGUCCUCGGUCGCCGGGUUCAAAGAGUCGCCCGGCUUAUUCGCAUACUCGGCCGCCAAGCACGGCGUAGUGGGACUCAUGAGAGCGCUGCGUCCUUUCGCUGCGCCCUUGUACGGGUUGCGGGUCAACGCAAUCUGUCCCUGGGCAACAGACACGCAACUCCUGUCGGGCGUCCGCGCCGAGUGGGUCAAGAACGACAUGCCAAUGAACCAGCCAUCCGAUGUGGCAAAGUAUAUCAUCCAAGUCACAGCCAGUCCGACGGCGCACGGGAAAGCUCUGUUCGUAGCAGGUGGUAAUGCCGUGGAUAUCGAAGAGGGCAUCAAUCGCACGGAGCCGCAGUGGUUGGGUGAAAAGAAUUCAAGAGAGUUGAACGCCGGGCAGGUGAUUCUGGGUCUGGGAAUGGAUUGGGGACAUAAUGGACCGAAAGGCGGCGAGACCAAGACAAAUGGAACGGCCACCUGA